Boeremia exigua is the source of this 1899-nucleotide messenger RNA. RefSeq names its product HSF-type DNA-binding-domain-containing protein. Gene Ontology annotation, biological process: regulation of DNA-templated transcription; phosphorelay signal transduction system. Lineage: Eukaryota; Fungi; Ascomycota; Dothideomycetes; Pleosporales; Didymellaceae. The record is from RefSeq and is a predicted model, not a curated record. The coding region runs from base 1 to 1899 and encodes 632 amino acids. The transcript has 6 exons. Gene Ontology annotation, molecular function: DNA-binding transcription factor activity; sequence-specific DNA binding; phosphorelay response regulator activity.
AUGGAUUCAAACAGCGCCGGAGGCUCCGGUUCGAGCAACUCCAGCGACUUUGUUCGCAAGCUUUACAAGAUGCUGGAAAAUCCCAGCGACGAAAGCGUAGUCAGAUGGGGGAACGACGGUGACAGUUUCGUCGUGCUUGAAAACGAGAAAUUCACCAAACACAUCCUUCCCAAGCACUUCAAGCACAGCAACUUCGCCAGUUUCGUUCGCCAGCUCAACAAAUAUGAUUUCCACAAAGUGCGACACAACAACGAAGAGAACGGUCAAUCACAGUAUGGCCCUGGUGCGUGGGAAUUUAAGCACCCCGACUUUAAGAUGAACAACAAGGACGCACUCGACAAUAUUCGCAGAAAAGCUCCCGCGCCGCGCAAGCCCAACCAGACGAGCGCGGAUGAAAUCGGCCUGCCUUCACAACAGAUGGACAUGGUCAGCGGACAGUUGAUGGCAACCCAGGCUCAACUGCACACUCUGGAGCAACGAUACAACGAACUCAGCAUCCAUCACUCAAUGCUGUUGCAGGAAGUUAUUGGCCUUCAGAAGACCGUUGUCAACCAUGAGCAUGUCAUGCAAAACGUAAUGACGUUCUUGCACGGGGUGGAUUCCCAACAGCGGCGCAAUAGCAAGCUGCUGUUCAACGGAUCAGCAGCACAGAACGGAAACGCCGAGCCCCAGGCACAAGCCAACGACGACGAUCACCCAGCCUCUCCGCUACAGCACGCUUCUAAGCUUCUCAGCGAAACCAAUGCCGACGUAAUGUUGAACCCCAGGAACCUGGAGCACAUGAAUGAGAUCACCAUGAGGAUGAACGGUACGCUGACAACACCACCACCGGACCUACUACGUGGUAGCACUAGACCUACCAGCCGCGGACCACCCUCGGCCACGUCAACCGGCUCGAUGCGUCUUGACAACCUCGACAAUCUCGUCUAUCCUGUUGGCCAGAACAAUGGAAUCGACCCAAUGUACAGCGAGCACAUCAACAACAUUCCAUACGCAAUGCCACCCAAGGCGCCGGAAACGAGUGAGGCCAAACCCGUAGAAGUCAGGAAGAAAGGCCAGUUUGCAGACCCUGGAUGGAUUCGUCCGCCGCAGAUUUUGCUGGUUGAAGAUGACCCCACGUGCCGUCGCAUCGGAAGCAAGUUCCUUUAUGCUUUCCAUUGCGCCAUUGACAGCGCUCUUGAUGGACUUGAAGCUGUUAACAAGAUGAACGCUGGGUCCAAGUACGAUUUGGUGCUGAUGGAUAUUAUCAUGCCAAACUUGGACGGUGUCUCGGCCUGCCAUUUGAUCCGACAGUUCGACACGACGCCGAUUAUCGCCAUGACAUCGAACAUCAGAAGUGACGACAUCUCCAUGUACUUCCAGCACGGCAUGAACGAUGUACUACCGAAGCCAUUCACGAAAGAGGGUCUACUCCACAUGCUUGAGAAACACCUGGUCCAUCUGAAGAAGGCGUCGCCGCACGGUGAGGCGAUGCCGGCACCUCAACCCGUACAAGUACCCAGGCAGCUUAUGCUCAAAGAGGAGGACUCGCCGGCCAAAUCGCCUGCAACCGUCAGCAACUGGAACUCGCCGAACCAGCUGCCAGGCGUUUCGCCCGUCGGAAGUAAUAUGCCGGACGAGUACGCACAAGGCCUGCAGGUUCAGCCGCCGCAUCAUCCGGUUCCUUACGGUGUCAACCCUAUGCAACCGGGCAUAGGAUAUGGCGCCUCGGCUCAGAUAUCGAUGCAAGCAAGACAACAGCAGCAACAACUUCCCCCGGGAGGUCAUCGAAGGCAAAUUUCCGACAUAUCGGGAGGCGACGAUAUGACCAACCCUGCCAAGCGACAGCAGAUGUUCCCACCGCAAUUGCCACCGCAAAUGCCACCACAAAUGAACCCCAUGCAGCCGAGACCGCGAUGA